Messenger RNA from Harmonia axyridis, 2933 nucleotides. RefSeq names its product neprilysin-4-like. The coding region runs from base 255 to 2864 and encodes 869 amino acids. Gene Ontology annotation, biological process: protein processing. The record is from RefSeq and is a predicted model, not a curated record. Gene Ontology annotation, cellular component: plasma membrane. The transcript has 18 exons. Gene Ontology annotation, molecular function: metalloendopeptidase activity. Lineage: Eukaryota; Metazoa; Arthropoda; Insecta; Coleoptera; Coccinellidae.
AGAGAUUCAGUUUCUGCUAAAUAACAGUUGUUAUUGUUGCGUUUUUCGAUAUAUUUCAUCACCGAACUUAGAAAUAAAAAAAUAUCGAAGAUUUUUGAUGACAGAAAUAUCAAAAUUGACAAGAAUUGUCAGAGUGAAAUUUUUGAAGAAUUGUCAGUGUGUCUCUUAACGAAUCUUCACUGAGUGAAUUGGAGGUCGUAUUCAUUAUUGGGAGUAGAGUCAAUUCUACGGCAUAAGGUCUAAGCUGAGUCUCAAUGGAAAGGAAACCAAAGUUUUGUUCUUGUCGACUGGCAGUUCAUCAUGAAUCGGGAAGAGUACAAUGGUGUGUGGGUCAACAAGGAAAUUGGCAGCAAAAACUCAAGAGACUAGUUUUUGUACCAGCAAUCUUGCUACCUCUGGUUAUAGUAAUAAUUUUUAUCACUAAAUAUGCCGAUGCCGCAGAGUUUUCAACAGCAAAAACUCCUACACCUAAUUCACCAAAUGGAGAUCGAAUUGAGGAUUUUUUCCUUUUUGAGAGAAUCUACGACGAAGAACCGCUCUAUGACACACUUGAAACAAAGUUCUUAAGAGAGAUGGAAUACGGAUUCAACCCUCAUGGAUUUGAAGAUGCACCAAGUGCUCAAAGAAGGGAUAAACGAAUAAAAAGGAAUAUGGAUCCGAGUGUUUUGGACUCUUUGAGAAAUACUGGUAAUUGGUUUGGUAGACCUGGUGGUGAUGCUAGCGCAAGAAGCCAAGUUUUUUGGAAGAAUGAAAUGAAUGGAGCUGAAAUAAGGAAAUUGCAAAGUAACAUAAUGAAACGGUAUAUGGAUAAAACCGUGAACCCCUGUGAAGAUUUUUAUAAGUACGCCUGUGGAAACUGGAAGAAUUACUAUUCUAUUCCCCCCGAAAGAAAUUCAUACGAUACAUUUGAGAUUCUCAGAGAAAACUUGGACAACGUUCUUGGGGAACUACUUUUAGAAAAUGAACCAAAAGGGGACCCUAUGUCGAAAGAAGUCCACCACCGACCCUUCGAAAUAGGCUAUCUACUCAAUAACACAAUAGACAGCUACCAAAACAGCUCGAUGGAUGCCACAACCAAAGCUAAGUAUUUUUUUCAUUCGUGCAUGAAUCAAAACAAAGUACGAGAAAGGGGAAGUUCCCCUCUUUUAAAAUUAUUAGAUGAACUUGGAGAAUGGCCGAUCCUCAACAAAAACUGGAAAGAGUCUGAAUUCGAUAUUGUUUGGUUAAUGGCACAACUCAGAUUGUUCAACAACGACAUUCUCAUAUCGGAAUGGGUUGGACCGGAUUUGAAGAAUUCCGAAGAGUACAUCAUUCAUUUGGAUCAAACUACUCUAGGAUUGCCGUCUAGAGACUACUUCACAAAUCCUCGUCAUUACAAGUAUAUCGAAGCUUAUAGAACAUUCAUAGUAUCGGUUGCUCUAUUGCUUGGAGCUCCUGAAGAUACAGUACACCAAGACACAGACGAAAUCAUUAAAUUUGAAACGAAAAUUGCAGAGAUUAUGACAUCCCAUGAAGACAGAAAACAUUUGGAAAGAAUUUAUCUGAGAACAACAAUUGGAGCGUUGGCUCACUUCUUUCCUCAACUUGACUGGAUAAGGUAUUUCGGUAUGGUUUUAGGUAAAGUCAUGACCCUCGAUGACCCUGUAGCCUGUUUCUGCACUGCAUAUCUACAUAGACUGGUAGACCUGUUGAGUAACACAAAUUCUAGAGUUGUGGCAAACUAUUUACUUUGGAGGUUUAUAAGACAUCGAACAAACAAUCUGGAUGAACGAUUUCUUUUGGCUAAACAAAGGUUCUACUACAUACUGUUCGGGAAAGAAAAACCACCAACUAGAUGGCAGUUUUGCAUACAACAAACCAACGCUAACAUGGGCAUGGCUCUUGGAAAAUUGUUUGUUGAAAAAUAUUUCGAUGAGCAGAGUAGAAAAGAUACAUUAGAGAUGACCAUACAACUUCAGCAAGCUUUUCACGAAAUAUUGAGUGAAAAUACAUGGAUUGAUUCGUCUACUAAAGAUUACGCGCAAAUGAAAUUAAAAAACAUAGAUUUGAAAAUUGGCUACCCAGAUUUCAUUACAAGUAUUUCAGAAUUGAAUCGAAGAUAUAUAGAUGUGGAGAUACAUCCUGAUUAUUUCUUCGAGAACACUUUGAGCAUUCUUAGGCAUCUUACACGUUAUGAGCAAAGGAAAGUUGGGAAGGAAGCUAACAGAACAUUAUGGGGCACAUCACCAGCUAUCGUUAACGCUUACUAUAGCCGUAACAAGAACCAGAUAAUGUUCCCUGCUGGAAUACUUCAGCCACCAUUUUACCAUAAGCAUUUCCCGAAGGCUCUAAACUUCGGAGGAAUUGGAGUUGUCAUUGGACAUGAAAUAACCCAUGGAUUUGAUGAUAAAGGAAGAUUAUUUGAUCAACAUGGAAAUCUGGAUUAUUGGUGGAAAGAACCAUCAGUUUUGGAGUUCCAUACAAGAGCUCAAUGCAUCAUAGAUCAGUACGGGCAAUAUAUGCUACCUGAGGUGAAUGCCAGAGUUAAUGGGUAUUUGACACAAGGAGAAAACAUCGCAGAUAACGGGGGUUUGAAACAAUCAUUCAGAGCCUAUCAGAAAUGGCGAAAAAAGCAUACUGAAACUGAAGAACUCCUUCCUGGCCUUAACCUUACUGGACCACAAUUAUUCUUCUUAAAUUUUGCUCAGAUUUGGUGUGGUAUUCAAAGACCAGAAAGCGCAAAAACUAGGUUGCAAACAGCUGUUCACUCUCCAGGAAUUUUCAGAGUAUUAGGCACCCUGAGCAAUUCUGUAGAUUUCGCUCGAGAGUACAAUUGCCCCCCUGACAGUUCAAUGAAUCCAUCUUUCAAAUGUGUACUCUGGUGAUUUACAUUUUUAUUGUUAUAGACUAUUUUGUAUUUUUUCAAUGAUAUUGAAAUAAAUAAAUUAAUUUUU